GUCCCAUUGGCUCUGCCAGAUUUGCUACGCGGAUCUUACAUGAGGUGUCCAGGGUUGAAAGGCAGAGAAGCGCUCAUCACAUCUUAGUGUGACAGAUGAGACAGUCUGUAUGUCUUUUACUGAUGUGCAUGGCGAGCUUUGAUUAAAGUGACGUAUUUCACCCUGGAGCAGUGCUUUCUAAUCUCGUCAGAAUAGUUCUCUGGAAGAGGAGAAGAUUACUGUUCUAGUCCUGAAGAGGCUGGAUUGGUGUGUUUUAAAGGCAUCGAGUAUUCAACAUGACGGAUCAUUCUGGCACGGAGUUUGAAAUAGACGUAGAGGGCCUGGAGACCGAGAGCGACGAUCAAGCGGUGUUUACAACCACAGGAGAAGACUCGGGGAGCAAAGACGAAGACAAACCUAGCAGCCUAAACCUAACUUCUGGAGACCAGCGCAAACUGAGCCGCACACCGAAGUGCGCUCGGUGUCGGAACCACGGCGUCGUGUCUUGCCUGAAGGGACACAAGAGAUUCUGCCGAUGGAGAGACUGUCAGUGCGCGAACUGCUUGCUGGUGGUGGAGAGACAGCGGGUCAUGGCUGCACAAGUAGCACUGCGAAGACAACAAGCCACAGAGGACAGGAAGGGGAUAUCUGGAAAACACAUACAAGUGGAAAGACGAACUAUCUAUCAAAGACACAUCCGUCCAUCCACUAUGCUGGCUAAAAGUAUUUUGGAAGGAUACCGUCCAGUCCAGACUGACCCGUUUCUGGGUGCCAAUGCCGCUCUGCCCCCUCCUCUGAGCGACCGUAUGAGAAAGAGAAGAGCCUUUGCUGACAAGGAGCUGGAGACCAUCAUGCUAGAGCGAGAGUAUAAAGAACGGGAGCUUCUCGAGUCCAGCCAGUCGUCCUCUGCUUCUCUCUUCCUGCCAGGCAGCAUGGUCCAUGCUGCUGAGUAUGAUUCCUACAAGACAGCCUUCUCGUCUUCUUCAGCCCCUUCCACGGUUGAACCCAAUCCCAAGGAUCUCUGCAGCUUCCUGCCCGGCUGUCUGGACCUCUCCCUGCAGUAUGCUGCCUCGGGCGGGACGACUGCAAAUGUGGAGCUCAUCUCCUCUAAUGUGAGCGUAGCCACCACUUAUCGCCAGUACCCGCUCUCACCACGCUUCGUGAUGUGGCCACGGGGCAGCAGCAAUAUAAGCGAUGCCCUGUUAUACCAGCAGUGUCUCCUUAAUGCCACGGCGGUCCAGAACAUGAAACCUGGAGCAGUUUGGGACCCAAAGAUGAUGACCUCCACCGAUAGUCACCUGCCAGAGCAAGAGGGUGCAUCGUCCAGAGUUGAGGGAUCUCGAGUGGCCCCAGAGCCAUGUGCCCACCAGCCAGGGCCUGGGGAAGCACAGACAGGACUUGGCCACAAUGGAAGUGCCCGCUCGGCCUUUUCGCCUCCUAAGAGGGCGUACGGACAAGCUUUUUCAAAUGUACCUUCACAUGCAGGGAACCAGCAUGUGUACAACAACAUGAGCAAAGACAAUGCCAAGCACAUUCUGUCCAACAACAUGAGCAAAGACAAUGCCAAGCACACUCUGUCCAUGAAGCUCAACUCAUUUCAUUCCCUCAUACAGCAGAAAUUAAAUGAAAAAAAUCCAGAAGUGAAUGGGCCGUACUGUAAGGAACUGCUGGUGGAAGCAGCCAAAAAGUUCAAAGAGGGAACAGGCAAAGACACAGUCGGAAUCAAAAACUCUGAAAAAGCAGUAAAGGACUUUGUAGCAAAGCCACGGAGCGCCAAAGUUUCCACAGGAGAGUCUCUGUCAUUCUCAGUGGAGGCCAUAUUAAAAAGACCUUCACUUUCUUUAAAUCGGACAUCCCAGUAAGCCUUGUUGAAUAAUAAUAAUCUCAAAUGUACAUGCUAACUUUGGUACUAAUUGUAUAUUUAUUUACAUACGUAUAUGGAAAUUUAUAAAAGAGAGCUAUCAAGAAUUUGGAAGCAAGCAAAUGAAAUCUAAAACAAAACGUGCUGUUUUUUCUGUAUAUUUAAAAAUGUACAUAUUUUAGACAUGCAUGUUGUGCAUUAUCAUACAUCAUAAUGUGUAGAGUAUUUAAAUGUAAAUGUUAAUUUUGCAACUUUAAA
Messenger RNA from Triplophysa rosa, 2098 nucleotides. RefSeq names its product doublesex and mab-3 related transcription factor 2a (gene dmrt2a). The transcript is spliced from 4 exons. Bases 276 to 1841 code for a protein of 521 amino acids. Gene Ontology annotation, cellular component: nucleus. Lineage: Eukaryota; Metazoa; Chordata; Actinopteri; Cypriniformes; Nemacheilidae. The record is from RefSeq and is a predicted model, not a curated record. Gene Ontology annotation, molecular function: RNA polymerase II cis-regulatory region sequence-specific DNA binding; DNA-binding transcription factor activity, RNA polymerase II-specific. Gene Ontology annotation, biological process: regulation of transcription by RNA polymerase II; sex differentiation.